GCCGAUUUCCAAUCCGCCCACCAUGGCAGCGGACAGCCCUGGAGAACGGCGCGGCUUUCGGGCGUUCUUUGCCCAUGCUCUCCGGCCCAAAAAAUCUCGACAAGUUCUCCGCAAGGGCUCCUCCGCAUCCACCCCAGACCUCCGAGUCGAAUUCCAGCGGUCCAGCACGACCAGCGAAGAUGUCCCUCCGCUGCCCUCCCUGGCCCCAUUGGAGGCCCAUCGCCUCAAAUACCGCGAGAUCAAUGCCAACAAAGAUACUCAACUCGGUGAAAGCCGCGAUCCCACCGAAAUCCUGCACGCCAUUGGGGUUCAGGACCUCGAUCCCGCAGACCCCUAUGCCAACCCCGAGUACGACACUCGUCCUCCUGGCGAGCCCAUGAUCGCCAGCCUCUCUCCAACGCUUUGGGCCCUGAUAUUCGAGUACCUCACACCUGCCGACCAGGCCAGUCUGGCCUUCGCCAGCAAAACCUUCCUCUCCCUCCUCUCCUUCCAAGAUCCCUGGCAAGCCCUCAACCACCCCUCCAACCACGACUACCGAGCCGACUUCCUCGUCACACAAGACCGCCAAUAUCCACAUCACCUCCUCUGCUUCCCUUGCGCGCGCUACCAUGUCCGCACGCAGGAAGGCCACGAGAAGCUGCAGCCCGCCAAUGUAGUCAACCCGCUCUUCGACUGCCCGAACAUGCGCAACCCGCUCCUCCCACCCCCACGCCACCGCAUCACCCAUGGCCGCACCAUUCCCUUCACCUUUGUGCAGCUCGCCAUCCGCGCGCACCGCUUCUCUCCUUCCUACGGUAUCCCCGCGCAAUCUCUCUCCCGCCGCUGGCGCCGCGACGACUGGACCCAUCAUACCCGCUUCCAUAUCCACAAAGGCCAUCUGCUCAUGCGAGUGACCAGCACACGCUUCGCUGAUCCCGGUCUGCCGCCUAGCUCACAACGGCUCCUCCUCUACUCCCGCGAAGACUACUGGCCAUACUUCUCUGCGUGUGCGCACUGGCGCGAUGGCGAACUCAUGAACGCCUGCAAAUGCGCCCUCUCCCACAUCCCCGUUCCCCGGGACAACAGCGCCCUGCAGGGCCUCGAACACCGCGCCAAAGACGUCGUGGCCCGGCGCCUACACAACCCUAAUGCCCUGACCACGCUGUGCGGGAAAUGUCGUCCCAUGCGUCGCUGCCCGGAAUGUCCGUCUGAAUAUCUCAUUGAGGUCAAGUUGACGGAGGAUCGCGCAGAUCCGCGCGCUCUGCAUUUCCGACAUGCUAUUGUGGUCACGCGGUGGUGUGAUUUGGGCGAUGGGAGCUCUCCGCGGCUGUCGAGGGAAUGGGCGGCGUGCAAUGGGUUGUUGGAGGGGUAUGAUUCGUUUGAAAUGUUAGGGAAGCGGUCUAUUUCGGGGAUCUUUGAAUCCUCCAUUACGGAUGAUACGUUGCCUGGGCAGCGAAUUAUUUCAAUGAAUCCGAAGGGGAAAAAGUUGGGCGAGGAGGGGACGGGGUGGUAUUGAUUACCCUGUCUUAACUAUCUGGCAUUGUUUGUUUGCGUUAUGUUCUACUGGACUUUGAGCUAUGGACGGGAGUUGAUGGAUGGUGCAUUGGGACUGGGGCAACCGAUAUAGAUUGACAAUGGCGUGCAGGUGAUACUGUUAUAUUAUUCGGUACAUGAAAUCAUUUCGAUAAUAGGAAAUUAACCUAAUCACUACCC
Molecule: messenger RNA, 1692 nt
Organism: Aspergillus ibericus CBS 121593
Lineage: Eukaryota; Fungi; Ascomycota; Eurotiomycetes; Eurotiales; Aspergillaceae
Exons: 1
Coding region: 23-1495 (490 amino acids)
Molecular function (GO): protein binding
Source: RefSeq, a predicted model, not a curated record